AAAAACCUUUCCUUCGCAAAAUUUUAAAAGGACUGAAAUUUCCUUCUCGUCUCCCUUCAAAUCUGACAUCGUUGAUCUCUCUCUCUCUGAGAUGAAGAACAAAGGUUCCAGAAAGCUAUCGUUGACAUGGAUUCCGUUUCUCUGCAUCUCUUCUUUCGCUCUCGGAGCAAUCUUCACCUCCAGGUUGUGGGCGCCGUCGUCCGAUUCCGGCAGUCAGCUCAUUUCUCAGCACAUGCGUGAUCAUGAACUUCAGAUAGUUUCCGACGACUGUUCUGAUAAGAAAAAAAAGACACGGGGUAAAGGUGCACUGGAGGAGGUUUUGCGAACCCGUGAAGCAAUACAGGUGGACGGGUCACUGGACAAGUCAGUUUCAAUGCUUCAGAUGGAGCUGUCAGCAACACGGAGUUCUCAAGAGACGGGAGAUGGCUCAGGGACAACCUCUGAAUCGGAAGGAAACCCGAGGAAGAAAGUUUUCAUGGUUAUUGGGAUUAAUACCGCUUUUAGCAGUAGAAAGAGGCGUGAUUCAGUUCGAGAGACAUGGAUGCCUCAGGGGGAGAAGCUCGAAAAAUUGGAACGAGAGAAAGGCAUCAUCGUCAAGUUCAUGAUUGGUCACAGUGCAACAUCAAAUAGUAUUUUGGAUAGAGCUAUUGAUUCAGAAGAUGCUCAACACAAAGACUUCCUUCGGCUGGAGCAUGUUGAAGGGUAUCAUGAACUGUCUGCAAAAACCAAAAUUUUCUUUUCCACCGCAGUUGCAAAGUGGGAUGCAGAGUUCUAUGUCAAGGUUGAUGAUGAUGUCCAUGUCAAUCUUGGUAUGCUAGCUUCCACUCUUGCCCAUCACCGUUCAAAGCCGAGGGUCUAUAUUGGGUGCAUGAAGUCUGGGCCUGUUCUUUCGCAAAAGACUGUCAAGUACCAUGAGCCCGAGUACUGGAAAUUUGGAGAGGAAGGAAACAAAUACUUCAGGCAUGCCACUGGACAGAUCUAUGCCAUCUCAAAGGAUCUUGCUACAUACAUCUCCAUCAACCAGCCGAUUUUGCAUAAGUAUGCAAAUGAAGAUGUGUCGCUCGGGUCAUGGUUUAUUGGUCUAGAGGUUGAACACAUCGAUGAUCGCAACUUCUGUUGUGGGACUCCACCAGAUUGCGCAUGGAAGGCUCAGGCGGGCAACGUGUGUGUAGCCUCGUUUGAUUGGAGCUGCAGUGGGAUCUGCAAAUCGGUGGAGAGAAUGAAGCCGGUUCAUGAAAUGUGUGGUGAAGGAGAAGGAGCCGUUUGGAAUGCCCUUCUCUAAUAGGCGAGCAGACUCACUUAGUGCCAAUACAAGAAAACACUUACAGUUAGAGCUUGUUCAGACAGCAAGAGGGUGAUGGAAUGAAUGUCUGAAACAGAGUGGAAGAAGAGGAUGGCGGUUUUGUAGAGAGGAACUGAGGCAACACAAAAUAGAGAUACAGGCGAAAAGCUAAGGGAGCCUAUGCAGAGAAUUUCCCACAGAUGGGGAAGUUGCCCUUUUUCAGAUAGGGAAGAAAAAGGCUUCGUUGUGACUCUGUAAUGCUUAUGCUGAUAGUUUUUUUUUGUUUGUUUCUGAAGCCGUGAGGAUUGCUCUGUGCAUUAACCGGUCUUUCAUUUGAAAUCUGGGCCUGUACCAUUUGUCUCUUUUUUUUUUUUUACAAAAUUUUACAAGAUUCAGGAGGUAUUUUUUCGGCCUAA
Messenger RNA from Tarenaya hassleriana, 1698 nucleotides. RefSeq names its product beta-1,3-galactosyltransferase 7-like. Bases 92 to 1282 code for a protein of 396 amino acids. The transcript has 11 exons. Gene Ontology annotation, molecular function: beta-1,3-galactosyltransferase activity. The record is from RefSeq and is a predicted model, not a curated record. Lineage: Eukaryota; Viridiplantae; Streptophyta; Magnoliopsida; Brassicales; Cleomaceae. Gene Ontology annotation, cellular component: Golgi membrane.